This is a messenger RNA of Scedosporium apiospermum, 429 nucleotides long. RefSeq lists its product as uncharacterized. NCBI's taxonomy places the organism in Eukaryota, Fungi, Ascomycota, Sordariomycetes, Microascales, Microascaceae. The coding region runs from base 1 to 429 and encodes 142 amino acids. The transcript has 4 exons. Gene Ontology annotation, cellular component: nucleus. Gene Ontology annotation, biological process: DNA damage tolerance; protein K63-linked ubiquitination. The record is from RefSeq and is a predicted model, not a curated record.
AUGGCGGCCAAGGUUCCCAGGAACUUCAGGCUCCUUGAGGAGCUAGAGAAGGGCGAGAAGGGUCUCGGAGCAGAGGCUUGCUCCUACGGUCUUGAGGAUCCUGAGGAUCUUCUCAUGUCGAACUGGAAUGGCACGAUUCUCGGCCCCCCUCACAGUGUCCAUGAAAACCGUAUCUACUCCGUGAGGAUGCACUGCGGCCCCGCCUACCCUGACGAGCCCCCCACGAUCCAGUUCGUCAGCCAAAUCAACCUCCCAUGCGUCAAUCCUCGCAACGGUAUCGUCGACCCCAAGCAACUCCCCUGCCUCGCCAAUUGGCAGAGAAACCACACCAUGGAGACUGUCCUAAUAGAGUUGAGGAGAUACAUGGCUUCUCCUACGAAUAAGAAGAUCCCGCAACCCCCCGAGGGCGCUGUGUAUGAAAAUUCUUGA